UCGAGCUGUUUGAGUCACAUGGCCUGGGUUUCUAUUGAAACCAGUGAGGAGAAGUUGGAGCUCAGCCUUUAGUCCAUGUUUUGGAAUCCAAUGGCAGCAACAUGAGUGGAGCCCAACAGGACGGAGCGAUGACGGCAGACAGCCUCCAUCUGAACGGGACGGCCGCUCUGGGACGACACGACCAGGAGAUGAACACAGCUCUGUUUGAGUUCAAAGUGUUUAACAUUGUCAUCAUCGCCCUGGCCUUAUGCAUCCUCACUAUCACCGGCCUGUACUGCAUCACUGUCUGCUACAACCGCACCAGGCAGUCAAAGAGAGCCCACGUGUAUGAGAGUGCAGUGACCCGAGGCGAGUCGACGGACCCCGUGGCGGUCAAAGCAGUGAAGAGGUCCACCAGUUUCAUCAACCCUCUCGCCUUCUUCAGGAAACCAGAGGCAGCAAAGGACAACUCCAGGAUCUACUACAUCUACAGUAACCCGCUGCCUGUAGGACUGAAGGAGGAAGAGGAGGAGGAGAGGGGGACUAGAGCCCCACAGGGACCAGAGGAGCAAACUGCACUGACGCUGCCGCUGUCGUUUCAAGAAUACGCCAAUGAUCCCCACAGUGGCGUCACCCUGGACCCUCCCAUUUUUUACAUGCAGCUUUAGAAGGUGAUGAAGAGUUAUGCUGUGGGGGUAUUAAGGGCCUAUUAAAUUCAGUUUAGUUAUCAUGGGUGUAAAAAAAAAAGUUGUAUGAUGUCUUCUGUAGCUCAAAUCUGAGAAAAUAACCCUGAUGAUGUCGUAGUGAUGUCAUCUCGGUUAUCUCAGCAAAGGCUUGGAGAUUACGAAUUUAUAACAGAAAGCUUGCGGGAUAUACUGGUAUUAAGUCUGAAAGAUGUGUGUGUUUAUUAGGCAAGGAACUUAAGACACUAUCAAGUUGCAUUAUGGGAAAUGUAGGAUUUGAAAGUUUGCUCCUUACCAGGGACUAAAGCUCAAGAUACGUCCACUUCUGCUUCAAUUAUGACCAUUGUUUUAUUAAAUCUGCCCCAGGGACGUCAUCUUUAGUGCCUCAUUGACCUGAGGGCAGCUCUUUGUGUGUGCGUGUGUGUGUGUGUGUGUGUGUGUGUGUGUGUGUGAUUGCCUGCAGGUGUGUUGGAGUCAGAGCAGAGCCAUCAGUUGCAGGUCAUCACCAUAAUCAAGCCUCUUCAAAUACUCUGCUCUGCCACCUCCACACUGCCAGAUCAUAAACUCAGCUACCACCCUGCUAGUCUUAGACUCCAGUCCUCCCUGCUUCCUCCACCUCUCUUGGUCAAGUCUGCUGUUCU
This is a messenger RNA of Sebastes umbrosus (honeycomb rockfish), 1303 nucleotides long. RefSeq lists its product as uncharacterized. Lineage: Eukaryota; Metazoa; Chordata; Actinopteri; Perciformes; Sebastidae. The coding region runs from base 102 to 647 and encodes 181 amino acids. The transcript is spliced from 3 exons. The record is from RefSeq and is a predicted model, not a curated record.